Molecule: messenger RNA, 2445 nt
Organism: Bactrocera oleae (olive fruit fly)
Lineage: Eukaryota; Metazoa; Arthropoda; Insecta; Diptera; Tephritidae
Source: RefSeq, a predicted model, not a curated record
UGACCUCCUGCGAUCCAUCCAGUGCAUGCGAGGUCCAUUGGUCCAGAGCCAGAACGCAAGACAUUAGUGAAGAUCCAACUCGAUCCCAUUCCGAAGUGAUGUGUGUGUCUAAUCGGCUUUGCAGUUGCCAGCGAUUCCGCUGCGACCAGAUACGAAGGAGAGUGGUAUAAUAAUAAGAAACAUGGCUACGGUGUAACUACAUUCCGAGACGGAUCAUUUGAAGAAGGCAAAUACAAGAACAAUAUUUUAAUGACCAGUCAAAAGAAGAAGCAUUUGUUUCUUGCGCGAUCACGUAAGUUCCGAGACCGCAUUAACAUAGCGGUUAAUUCGGCACAAAGGUCGUUAAAAAUGGCAAUGCAAAGGUCUGAUAUUGCCAUUUCACGUACUUCAACUGCAUCUGACAGAGCACAAAAUGCCGAUAUUGCAGCUGAUAAAGCCCGCAUUGAUUGUGAAAUCGCUGUUAGUAUGGCGCGUGAAUUCGCUCCUGAUUUUAAGCCAUCAGUUUUAGAAAGAUUUCAAAAACUUUUUUCUCGAAAUUACAACAAAUUAGGCCAUUUGAGAGGAAACAGCACUUUGUUACCUUAUGAUGAAAAUAGUAGAUCACCAGAUAAGAGUGGAUUCUUAAUGAAAGAACCCGAUCUGAAUGUAUCGCUUCGGCAGCAAUCAGAUAUUUCAUCAAAUUCUGUACUCCCACAAAAACUACAUGUGACACCACAAACUGAUUUUGCUCAUUUAGUUAAUCAACCAAAUCAAUCCAGUAACAGUUCUUUUGCUCAUAUUUAUCCUUCAUACAUCAAAGACAAAGAAGAACAAUCGAAGCAAUAUCAAGAAAAUGUUCAACAACGUGAUUUUAUUAGAAAGAAUGAGAUGCAAGUUGGUCAUUUGAAUCAAGAAAAUAGCACUUCCUCAUAUAGCAACAGAAUGGGGAAAAAUGACAUCACAGGACAAAAUCAAACCAAUUACAUUUUGAAUGCCAAUUCAGAUCAACUUGAUGGCUAUAUAUACAAUAACUCUGAGCGCAGAACUAACUUAUUGCAAAAUAACUUAACAACAAAUUACAGUGAACAGCAAAAAUCUGUUCAGCAAAACAGUACGCAAACAUUCACCCAGCCAUUGUCUAAUCAAAGUUCUCAAUUUUAUCGAACGUCACCGCAAAAAACAGAAAUAUUAGGAGAAUCAAGAAAACCAACGAGACCACCUCCACUCAGUGACAUUGAUCAACAAUUGUCUAUCGAUUACUUUGAUCACUAUAAGAGGCCUCCUAGUCGAGACUCUUCCACCGACCGAUAUGCUCGGGCAGCUAGCCACAUUAGCUCACGCCAACCUUCAAUUGACCGAUCAAUGCCUUCACAAUCAAGAAAUAUACCAUCGCCUAAUAAGGAAAUUAGACAACGACAGGGUUCACAUAAUUUGGAGAAUGUCCCGAGAUCUAUUACUAAUAAAGCAAUGAAUAAUAUGUCAAAUCAAAUGCUAAAUGCGGUAGAAAAAAGACCGUCAAUCAAUCAACCUUUCGAAGAUGUUCUUUUAUAUCAGCGAACAUUAGGUCAAGAUAUUAUUCCGUCUGCAACUACUCCUAAACGAACAGAAAGCUUAUAUACUCCUGCAAAAGUUAUAAUUCCGAAAGGAACCCCAGUCCACUGUCACAACAAUACAGGAAGCAAACCAGUAAAGAUUACUCCUAUAAAUGUAACUCUUCAACGAAAAAAAUCGCUUCCCGAUUUUCAGGAUCUUCCACGUGCCACGGAAGCUAUGACUCGGGAGGAGGUAUCCGCAUUGGGUUCGGCAAGACGUGAAGCUGUACGCCGCCAAAUAGAAAUUAACGAAAGACUAAAAGCGAAUCCCCUACUUUAUAUUUUUAGUCCACAAGUUAAGGAUUGGUUUUCUCGACAACAAUUGGUGCUAGUUGUGCUUUUUGUAAAUAUUCUUUUAGGCUACCUUUUCGUGAAAAUUUUAACAUAGCAAAAUUUAUUUAAAGCCUAGUAUACACAAAUGAAAAUUUACGGUUUUAGUUAAAUAUAUCAGUAAUUUAAAGUUAUAGUCGCAUUAAUGUUUGCAAAAUUUUGAUAAAAAUAACAUUUUAAAUCCAGUGUUUCAAUGAGCAUUACAUAUGCUUUAUAUACUUAAAAGUUUUGUCGUUCACUAUUAUGCAUUUGGUCAAUUCGCUCGAAGAGACUGUUUUUAUGCAAUCCAAUCACAUACUGUAUUUUUUAAUGGAUUUAAAAAGUAUUCGUGAUAUAGUUCACUUAUUUAAAGAUUUUGCUUAUCAGAAACAUUGGACUCUUUCUCUUAUCUAUUGUAGGAAAUGGACAUGUACUUGUACACAAAAUAAAAUGGUCAGCACCAAAAUAUUAAUUGCAUAUCAAUACAUAUUAGAGUGGAGCGAAAAUUUUUUUUUUUUUGCUUAGCCUGAGCGUAAAAUCUGUAGAUUAUAAAAAAAGAAAAGUU